CUAUGGCACUGACUCCAUGGAAGUCCAUGUGUGAAAUGAUUACUCUCCUGACUCAACACAUGAAGCAGAGGAAAACUUCCCACAAAAUUUUCCUUUUGUUUUCUUUGUUUUUGAGUAUUUUGGCAAAUUGGCAGGCCCAGCAACAAUGGCGGGGAUCGUGAUCCCGAGGAAUCUACAUGUCACGUCCCUCUCAAUCCUCACCGUUUAUAGUUAACCAGUCAACUCAAUCUUUCAAAGUUGAAUGAUAGCUACAGUGCAUGGAGUCCACAGCAUAAGGUGGUGGAUUGCCAGAAUACCAACCAUGAACAAAGAAGCAAGAGAAAACAAUCAACACACACUAGAGGUUGAACACGUACAGCAACAACCACAACGACUAGUUCAUGCCACUUCGCUGUAAAGUGCCUUCAACACAACAAUAACAACGUAGCGUUGACCCAUUACUCCAUCCAUCCUCAAGUCACGGUUCACCUCCACUUUCAUGCCCUCAUCAAUCAAUGUUAUGUGUCUUUUAUAGUUUCUCUCUCUCACUGUGUUGUGUUAUGUGGUCUCUCUGUCUUUUUCUCUCUUGUCCUUGUGUUUUCUAUUGAUUGCUUUGGUGGGUCUAUUUAUUUCUCUUUGUAACCAAAUGGGUUGUAAAUAAUUUCUCAAUUGGUUUCUGCUUCAUUCACUUGCUUGUUCUCUCACCGCCAAGCAUUCUCUUCCUUUCACAACACGGUACUCUCUUUUUCUUUUGUGUCUUCUUCUGCUUUGUCUCGAACCUCUCGAUUGUCCCGUGUUCACACGUGCUUUUGUGCAACCGUUUUCCUUAUUGUCUCUAUUGUUUGCUCAAUCAUUUCAGCUGUAGUUCUUCCUGGCAAAAUCAAGGCAACCCCUCAUGCUUUUUUGGUUUGUUCGAGAGAAAUGAUGGCAUUGGACUAUAGUUUUCACUUCCUCAAUGGGGUUUACGUGAUGAUGUUGUUUUGCGUUGGCAUUGUACUUGUGAAUUCGGUUAAUGAAGAGGGGUCAAGUCUCUUGAUGUUCAAAGCUUCCCUUCAUGACCCAAACAACAAUCUCUAUAACUGGAAUUCUUCUGAUUUGACUCCUUGCAAUUGGACUGGUGUGUAUUGCACGGGUUCAGUGGUAACUUGUGUGAAACUUUACCAUCUUAAUCUAUCUGGUACUUUGGCUCCCACCAUCUGCAAUCUUCCAAAGCUGCUCGAGUUGAAUUUGUCAAAAAAUUUCAUCUCUGGCCCCAUUCCUGAUGGUUUUGUUGAGUGUGGUAGUUUGGAGGUUUUGGACCUUUGCACAAAUAGGCUUCAUGGACCCCUUCUGACCCCUAUUUGGAAAAUCAGAACACUUAAAAAGCUCUAUCUGUGUGAAAACUAUAUGUAUGAUGAAGUGCUGGAGGAGCUUGGGAAUUUGGUAUCACUUGAGGAGCUAGUUAUCUAUAGCAAUAAUUUAACUGGGAGAAUUCCCUCUUCAAUAAGAAAGUUGAAGCAGCUUAGAGUUAUAAGGGCCGGUCUGAAUGCCCUCUCAGGACCAAUACCUACUGAAAUCAGUGAAUGUGAGAGCUUGGAGAUAUUGGGGUUGGCACAGAAUCAACUAGAAGGUUCCAUUCCAAGGGAGCUUCAAAAGCUUCGGAACCUCACUACUAUACUUCUGUGGCAAAAUUCUUUCUCUGGAGAGAUUCCUCCUGAGAUUGGAAACAUUAGUAGCUUGGAAUUGCUUGCUUUGCACCAAAAUUUACUAACUGGUGGUGUCCCCAAGGAACUGGGAAAGCUGUCCCAGUUGAAGAGGUUGUACAUGUACACCAACAUGCUGAACGGAACAAUUCCACCUGAGCUAGGAAACUGCACAAAGGCUAUUGAGAUAGACCUAUCUGAAAAUCAUUUGAUUGGGAUCAUUCCCAAGGAGCUGGGCCUAAUCUCUAAUCUUAGCUUGCUUCAUCUGUUUGAAAACAACCUACAGGGUCAUAUUCCAAGGGAGCUCGGUCAGUUAAGGGUGCUAAGAAAUUUAGACCUGUCACUAAAUAACUUGACUGGUACAAUUCCACUGGAGUUUGAAAACCUUACACACAUGGAAGAUUUGCAGCUAUUUGACAAUCAACUUGAAGGUGUGAUUCCUCCUCGGCUUGGAGCUAUUAGGAACCUUACUAUUCUUGAUAUAUCUGCAAACAACCUUUUUGGUAUGAUACCUCUUCAUCUUUGUGCAUAUCAGAAGCUACAAUUCCUGAGCCUUGGGUCAAAUAGGUUGUUUGGAAAUAUUCCUCAUAGCCUGAAAACAUGCAAAUCUCUUGUGCAGCUUAUGCUGGGGGACAACCAGCUGACAGGAAGCCUGCCUGUUGAAUUGUAUGAACUUCACAAUCUCACUGCUCUGGAACUCUAUCAGAAUCGAUUUUCUGGGAUGAUAAACCCCGGGAUAGGUCAACUCAGGAAUCUAGAGAGGCUUCUCUUGUCAGAUAACUACUUUGAAGGCUAUCUCCCGCCUGAGAUUGGAAGUUUGAAACAACUUGUCACAUUCAAUGUUUCCUCUAACCGUUUCAGUGGAAGUAUUCCUCAAGAGUUGGGAAACUGUGUUAGAAUGCAGAGGCUUGAUCUUAGCAGGAACCACUUCACUGGUAUGCUUCCAAAUGAAAUUGGCAGCCUGGUGAACUUGGAACUGUUAAAAGUUUCUGAUAACGUGCUCUCAGGAGAAAUACCAGGCACUUUGGGGAAUCUUAUUCGGCUCACAGACCUGGAACUAGGUGGCAACCAGUUUUCAGGAAGCAUCUCUAUUCAUUUGGGAAGACUUGCAGCCCUUCAGAUUGCUCUUAACCUGAGCCACAACAAACUUUCUGGCUCAAUUCCUGAUAGUCUUGGUAACUUACAAAUGCUAGAGUCCCUUUAUCUCAAUGACAAUCAACUUGUUGGUGAGAUUCCAGCAUCAAUUGGUGACCUUCUCAGUCUUGUAGUGUGCAAUGUAUCUAACAACAAGCUAGUAGGAACUGUUCCAGACACCACUACAUUUAGAAAGAUGGAUUUCACGAACUUUGCUGGGAACAACGGUUUGUGCCGUGUCGGUACCAGUCAUUGCCAUCCAUCUAUAUCUUCCUCUCAUGCUGCGAAACAAAGCUGGAUCAGAAAUGGUUCCUCGAGGGAAAAAAUAGUCAGCAUUGUUUCUGGGGUUGUUGGACUAGUUUCUCUUAUUUUCAUAGUGUGGAUAUGUUUGGCUAUGAGGCGCCGUGGCCAUGAUGCUUUUGUUUCACUUGAAGGGCAAACUAACACUCAUGUCUUGGAUAACUACUACUUUCCCAAAGAAGGGUUUACAUACCAGGAUCUCUUGGAAGCCACUGGCAAUUUUUCAGAAAAGGCAGUUCUAGGAAGAGGAGCUUGUGGCACUGUGUUCAAGGCAAUUAUGAAUGACGGUGAAGUGAUUGCUGUAAAGAAGCUGAAUUCGCGAGGACAAGGAGCAAAUAGUGUUGACCAAAGCUUCCUUGCCGAGAUUUCAACUCUUGGAAAGAUCAGGCACAGGAACAUUGUGAAGCUGUAUGGAUUUUGCUACCAUGAGGAUUCUAAUCUUCUCCUAUAUGAAUACAUGGAAAAUGGAAGCCUUGGUGAACAACUUCAUUCAAGUGCAAUCACUUGUGCACUGGAUUGGAGUAGUCGAUAUAAAAUUGCUCUUGGAGCAGCACAAGGCUUAUGCUAUCUUCAUUAUGAUUGCAAACCUCAAAUCAUUCACCGUGACAUUAAGUCUAACAACAUAUUACUUGACGAGGUGUUUCAGGCUCACGUUGGAGAUUUUGGCUUGGCAAAGUUGAUUGAUUUUUCUUUCUCAAAAUCCAUGUCUGCUGUGGCCGGUUCCUAUGGCUACAUUGCCCCAGAAUACGCUUACACGAUGAAGGUGACUGAAAAGUGUGACAUCUAUAGCUUUGGGGUAGUUUUGCUUGAACUAGUUACUGGGAGGUCACCUGUUCAACCUUUGGAACAAGGUGGUGACCUAGUCACCUGUGUGAGAAGAGCAAUUCAAGCAUCAGUACCAACCUCUGAAUUAUUUGACAAGAGAUUGAAUCUUAGUGCUCCAAAGAUAGUUGAGGAAAUGUCUCUUAUUCUCAAAAUUGCCCUGUUCUGUACCAGCACAUCUCCACUUAACAGGCCCACUAUGAGAGAGGUCAUUGCAAUGUUGAUUGAUGCUAGGGAAUAUGUCAGCAACUCACCAACCUCUCCUACAUCAGAAUCUCCAUUGGAUUAGGAUGAUGGCAUUUCUUACAAAGAUGAUGGUGCUGAGUUGUUAUAAGCUCAUUUAUAGAGCAUGUUUUUGGUACAGCUUCAUUUCUACAUGCUCGAGUCUCCGAUAAAAUAGUUCAUUGGCUCAACUAAAUAAGUAGCUUAACCCAAAAUAAUGUCACAAUCAAUUUGAGAGAAGCAAAUGCAGUAGAUUAACACAACGUGGUAAAGCUACUCUAAUUUGUUAUACCUUUAGAUGUAUGACCAUUCUACUAAUAUAACAAACCUUACUCUUCUCAAUUAGGCAUCCUUAUUUGAUGUCUAUGAUACUGAGUUUGAACGAACACAUGGUGCAAAAGUAGGUUCAAUCUGCUUUGAAUACUAGUGAUGACCAAUUUGGCUAAAUGUAAGUUGUAAAGUUCUUAUACGCCUUCUUAUUUUCUCAUGAGGCUUGUACAUUUUAUGCAUUAAAGUUGUUUAAUGUCA
Molecule: messenger RNA, 4667 nt
Organism: Vigna unguiculata (cowpea)
Lineage: Eukaryota; Viridiplantae; Streptophyta; Magnoliopsida; Fabales; Fabaceae
Product: Leucine-rich receptor-like protein kinase family protein
Biological process (GO): protein phosphorylation
Molecular function (GO): protein kinase activity; protein binding; ATP binding
Source: RefSeq, a predicted model, not a curated record